This is a messenger RNA of Arachis ipaensis, 1738 nucleotides long. The record is from RefSeq and is a predicted model, not a curated record. Lineage: Eukaryota; Viridiplantae; Streptophyta; Magnoliopsida; Fabales; Fabaceae.
AAAGUUUAGUAAGGAUCAGUCAAGUCCUAACGCUUACCCCAAAUCAAAAUCACACUUCUCGCCGCCGUGCCGCGCCGCCAACGUCGCUAGCCACCGCCGCAGGCAGAGUCGUCUUCUUCUCCUCCCAAGGCCGCGUUUUCGUGAAUACUUUGCAGCUGUUGUAUCCAUCUAUGUGUUGUUGCUCUCUCUGUUUAAUUCAUACAUAAGUUCGCUAUGGCUGCACAUUCCGAUUCAAGAAAACGCACUUUGGAAGCUUUGGAGAAAAGGUUUGCUAUUGCCAAAGCUGAGAUUUUCAACAAAGAGAAAGCAAACAAAAUCACCCUCCGAGAACAUGUCAAACCAUCUCAUCCUCAUCCUGCACCUUCUGCUUCUCCUAAUGCUCAGAAGCCAAAUCCUAAACCGAAACCACAACCAUCUCCUACACCCAACAAAGGGAAUUUCAGUUUCUUUGGUUAUACCUUUAUCAAAGAAACUGAAGAGGCUGAUCCAAUAUAUGCCCAACUUUCUCAUGAUGUAAACGAAAAUCUGCUUAGAACUAAUGACAAGUCUUGUACUGAUAGAAGAAGUUCAGUUGAUAGCACACUGCACGAGCUUUUUAUGAAAGGGGAUAAUGGCUAUAAGUACAUGCAUGGAUCUAGAAGCUACAAAAUUGACAACAUCAUCCAUCUUGAUUAUGUUGUACAAGGACGUUCAAUUGCUUCUGGUUCUCAAGCUAGGACUUUACAAAUUCAUUCAAAACGCUCGAAGAAACACAUGUCCAUGAAACAGCAUAAGAAAAAGGGAUCAUUAGAUCUUCCUCAAGAGUUCCAUAAAUUUAACAUUUUCAAGCCAAUGCGUGAAAUGUGGAAUGACUAUAUAGCGAAGCUUCUUAAAGCCACUAGGAUAGAUCAAUUGGCUCAAUGUCUCCUUGGUGCAGAUCUACAUGGUGCUUUUAUUCUAGUUGUGGAGUGUAAAAUCAUCCAUUUUACUGGAACUUGUGGCAUCAUGAUUCGUGAAACUGCAGAAGCAUUUGGGAUAAUUACUGAAGAUAAUAAAUUCCGAGUUGUCCCCAAAAGAGGGUCUGUGUUUUAUUCCAAGUUGAUUGCUUCAAAGUCACCGUCCAUGGAGAUAAACUCAGUUCGAGAAGGAUUGGAUUAUGAUACUACAAAUGAUCCCUCAACUCUAGGUGAAAACAUAUUCAUCCUACUUAACGCCUUUUCUAUCAAUCUUUGAUGCUGAUGCGGGAAAGUCAAAUUCGCAUGAAAAAAGUCUCUACCGAUUCUGUUGUUAUGGGAUGACUAAAUGUUUGUUUUCACAUGAUUGAGUCCUGAAGCUGGUUUGGAACAAACGGCGAAUUGUUAGAGCAGCAGCCGUCUUCGGUUCCAGGGCAUCUUCUAACAGAAAUGUGAAUGUUUUGAGUGUUUGAGCAUUUCGCAUUGAACUCAGAAGAUGAUCUUGCAGCUUUGGAUCUUUCAAAAUCUCAAGUGACUCACUCGAGUAUCUUGUCCCAAUUAUUUCAGUUUGUUUAGAGAACACUACUGCAGUUGUUUCCAUCAGAAAACAUGGAAAUGUCAAAUGACCCACAAUUUUGCCCCCGAGAAUUUGGUAUUUUCUAGGUAUGGAUGCAUUUACUUGUGUAUAGAACCUCCCAUUUUCUUGAGUGAUUUUCUGCUCACUUUAGAAUUGGAACUAAAUAUAUAGUAUUUCAGCAAUUGAAUUAGCCACUUAAUGUUAUAAUAUUUUUUAAUUGUUUUUGUUA